This is a messenger RNA of Melospiza melodia melodia, 1870 nucleotides long. It is a transcript of the gene WDR31, whose product is annotated as WD repeat domain 31. The record is from RefSeq and is a predicted model, not a curated record. NCBI's taxonomy places the organism in Eukaryota, Metazoa, Chordata, Aves, Passeriformes, Passerellidae. The transcript has 10 exons. Gene Ontology annotation, molecular function: protein binding. The coding region runs from base 149 to 1180 and encodes 343 amino acids.
GUGAGGAAGAGGCAGGAGAACAGUGAGACACAGGACAAGGCUCCCACCUUCCCUGCAGCCUCCCCUGGCCUUGGGCAGCUCCCUGUGAGUAGAUGUGCAGCAGGUGCCCGAGGUGCUGAUGUGACACCCACCACUGGUUGCCAGAACAAUGGGGAAACUGCAGAGUAAAAUCAGCUUCAACACCACCAAAUACAGGGCCGAGGGCUCCGUGGGACAGACGGGACCUGCUGGUGCCUCCUGGCAGCACAGCCCUGCUCACACUGAUGCUGUCACCUCUGUGGCUGCCCUCAAACCAGACCUGUGCGUGUCAGGAGGAAGGGAUAAGAGUGUGGCUGUGUCCAGCUGGAGGUCUGGGGCUGCCCUGCGCCGCUUCACCGGCCACGAGCGCGAGGUCACCAAGGUCACCUCAGCCCUCGACUCCAGCAGAGUCUUCAGCGCGUCCCGGGACAAGACAGUGCUGAUGUGGGAGCUGCACGGGACUGAGGGGCCAAGGCAGCACUUCCCAGGACAUGACCUGGUUGUUACUGGGCUGGCUGUGAGCCCAGACGCCUCCCAGCUGUGCACGGGCUCCCGGGACAACACCGUGUGCAAGUGGGACACUGAGACCGGGGAGUGUCUGGGCAGAGCUGCAAUCUCCAGGAACCUGGUCACACACCUGUGCUGGGUUCCUGGGGAGCCUUAUGUCAUCCAGACCUCAGAGGAUAAAACCACCAGGGUGUGGGACAGCCGGGAGCUGCAGGUGGCCCACACGUUCCCAGCCAAGCAGCACAUCCAGACGUGCUGUGACGUGAGCCAGGACGGGCGGUACUGCCUCAGCAGCAGCAGCGGCUCCGGCGGCCACGGCGCCGAGGCCACCCUCUGGGACCUGAGGCAGACCAGGGGCCGGGUGUGUGAGUACAAAGGGCAUUUCCAGACCACCACCUCGUGUGUCUUCCUGCCCCGGGGCCCCACGCUCGCCCCCAGCAUUGCCACAUCCUCCAGCGACAGCACAGUGAAGCUCUGGGACCAAGGCACUGCAGCCUGCCUGGCCACGCUGUGCCUCGAGGGCUCGGGCCCGCUGGCCUCGCUGGCCGCCUGCGACAGCCGCACCCUGCUCUGCGCCAGCUCCAACUCCGGCAUCCACGUGCUGCGAGUGAGGGGCGGAGCGGAGCCGAGCCUGGAGGAGGUGGCGGCGUUCUGAGCACCGGGACCCCGUCAGACACUGUCCCUGGAGGAGGUGGCAGCGUUCUGAGCACUGAAACCCUGUCAGACACUGUCCCUGGAGGAGAUGGCCGCGUUCUGAGCACUGAAACCCUGUCAGACACUGUCCCUGGAGGAGGUGGCAGCGUUCUGAGCACUGGAACCCCCAGAUUGUCCCAGGAGGGGAUGUGACCCCCAAGAGCUGCCCUGACGGUGGGCAGCAGGGACUCUGUGCCUGUGGGGCACGGCAGCAGGGCUGGGGAGUUGCUGGUUGGUUUGUGGGUGACAGGGAAGCAUUCAGAGCUGUCCAGGAGAAAAGCCAAACCCUGGGAGCCUUCAGGCCAAGCCCUUGCUCCUGAGUGAGCCUCCCUGCAGCCAGAGAGAGGCACAGGACGGGCAGAGGGAGGAGAUGAGACAGCAGGACCAAGGCACAGAUACUUGAGCACCAGGCUGAGCACACACAGCUGGACCUGGGCUUGGACCAGAGGAGACUGCAAUGAAAUAAUUCUCUGUUAGUUGCUGGCCUCUCAUUCCAUUGUAUUUUCCCUGGAAGGAACUGUGCUCACAUUCCCAAGGAACAGAGAGAGCUGCUCUCCAGCUGACAGCAGGGAGGUGAAUCUGUCUUCUCUUUACUCCUGAAAGUUUCCAUCUGAGCUGGAAGGGACCCACCAGGAUCCCCCAGCCCAGCCCC